Messenger RNA from Mus pahari (shrew mouse), 2647 nucleotides. It is a transcript of the gene Fbxl12, whose product is annotated as F-box and leucine rich repeat protein 12. NCBI's taxonomy places the organism in Eukaryota, Metazoa, Chordata, Mammalia, Rodentia, Muridae. The record is from RefSeq and is a predicted model, not a curated record. Gene Ontology annotation, molecular function: protein binding. Gene Ontology annotation, cellular component: SCF ubiquitin ligase complex. The transcript is spliced from 4 exons. Gene Ontology annotation, biological process: positive regulation of protein ubiquitination; SCF-dependent proteasomal ubiquitin-dependent protein catabolic process. The coding region runs from base 1109 to 2089 and encodes 326 amino acids.
CGUUGGAACUGGUGUUGGAAAUUCCUUCAUCGUGGAAGAAACCUAAAGGAUCUCAUCGGCGGGGUGCUCGACCAUCCCAAGCCAGACAAUCCUACCGCAGAAUCCCGGCUGCAGGUGUGCCGAAAUGGAGUCAUGCAGGGCCUGUGGCUUUCUGCCUUCAUUCAAAGCUCAGCCUCAAACCCUGUGCUUGCUUUCCCCCCCUGACCAUAGCAACCGUUUCAGAGACUCCAGGGGUGCAGACUGCAGUUGAUGAAAACUAAGUCGGAUCCUGGUUGGGAGGCCAUGUUGCGUCCCACUCCGCGUGUCCGUGUCCUGCCUGCGAAGAUGUUGGAAACAGCAUACGGGGAAAAAUCUUUUGCUUUGAUUUUUAAUCUUCAAGGAACACCUUGUUCCAGAUUAAACAAUCGCGAGAGCUGGUGGGAGAGGAAUCCCUUCUUAAAUUCAACCAGUUUCGCCUCUAUUGAGCGAUUUCUUCUUAGCAGACAGGACUCUUAGCAAGAGUCACGCCUUGGGAGUUUGCUGCUUUUCCUCAGACUGGCCCCCUGGCCACUCCCCAGGACCACUCCUCGCCCGUCGGAGCCACGCUUUCUAGGCGUGUUGCUUUCUUCAUCCCAGUUUGCAUGGCGUCUACCUGCCUCUGCUCGCCACGUCUCCCGGCUCCGGCUACGCCCUGAGGCCCUCCUUGCCAGAGUCACGCCUUCUGGGUUGUCUGCUGACCUCUUUUGGGUUUGCUGCUUAUACUUAGCUCCACCUCAUGGCCACGCCCCGGAGGCGUUCUUCACCUCCAGCCUUCUGGGUUUGCUGUUCGUCUUCCUCUUGGCCCUGGCCACGCCUCGUGCCCCCUCCUUUCCCAAGCCACAUCCAGAUUUUCCUAUUUCCAGUUCCAUCCGCUAGCCAAGCCAGUCAGGCCUAGUCAGUCUCUAGUGUUGGCCUCUAAACGGUCGUCAAGCUGCGCCCGUCCAGUCCCGGGGCCUCAGGCACCUUCCUGGGAAAGUAGGGAUUCUCGGCGGGCCUCAGAAAGUCGCGCCGGUUUGGCCAGUCCGGCAACCCCAGCGCCCUCCAGGGAACGCGGCCGCCACCGGAAACGGAAGCGCGCGACAGCAGGACCAUGGCGACGCUGUUUGACCUCCCAGACUUGGUGCUCUUGGAGAUCUUCUCUUACCUCCCUGUCCGGGACCGGAUCCGCAUCUCCAGGGUCUGUCACCGCUGGAAGAGGCUAGUGGAUGACCGGUGGCUGUGGCGACACGUCGACCUGACGCUCUACACGAUGCGGCCGAAAGUCAUGUGGCACCUCCUACGCCGGUACAUGGCAUCCCGGCUCUACUCGUUGCGCAUGGGCGGCUACCUGUUUUCUGGCUCUCAGGCCCCACAGCUGUCCCCUGCCUUGAUGCGGGCCCUGGGUCAGAAAUGCCCCAAUCUGAAGCGCCUGUGCCUGCACGUGGCUGACCUGAGCAUGGUGCCUAUCACCAGUCUCCCUAGCACACUGAGGACCCUGGAGCUGCACAGCUGCGAAAUCUCCAUGAUCUGGUUGCAGAAAGAGCAGGACCCCACGGUGCUGCCUCUGCUGGAAUGCAUCGUGCUGGAUCGAGUGCCGGCCUUCCGAGACGAGCACUUGCAGGGCCUUACCCGCUUCCGAGCCCUACGCUCGCUGGUGCUGGGCGGCACCUACCGGGUCACUGAGACCGGGCUAGAUGCCAGCCUGCAGGAGCUCAGCUACCUGCAAAGGCUUGAGGUGCUGGGCUGCACCCUGUCGGCUGACAGCACCCUGCUGGCCAUCAGCCGCCACCUUCGAGAUGUGCGGAAGAUUCGGCUGACCGUUGGGGGCCUCUCGGCCCAGGGCCUGGUCUUCCUGGAGGGAAUGCCUGUCCUGGAGAGUUUGUGCUUCCAGGGUCCCCUUAUCACCCCAGAAAUGCCCACACCCGCUCAGAUUGUGUCCUCCUGCCUCACCAUGCCUAAGCUCAGAGUGCUUGAGGUGCAAGGGCUGGGCUGGGAGGGUCAGGAAGCAGAGAAGAUCCUGUGCAAGGGCCUGCCCCACUGCAUAGUUAUUGUCAGGGCUUGUCCCAAAGAAUCCAUGGAUUGGUGGAUGUGAGGGCAUCACCUAUCCAUCUCUGGAACCUAACCUAGCUUGGAGAGUGACCUCCAAGCAAACUGAAGCAUUUGAAUUCAUCAGGCGUGAGGGAACUGGAGGUGUCAAGGAAAGGAAGCUAGGACCUUGGGGCUUCCUGAGCUGGGGUUAUCUGUAAUCUGGGUCACCUCAGACUUGUUAUCAAGCCUCUGGAAGGCUUCAUUCACACAUUUAGGAAUAGGCAUCAUAGCUACCUCAUGAUUCGUUUUUAAAUCUUUAACACCUCUCCCUCUUUUUUUCUAGUCCCUGGGACUCAAACCCAUGGCCUUAAGUCUGGUAGAGAAGCACUGUUGUGCUGCUGAGCCGCCCUGGGGCCCUGGGAAGCCUUAACAGACCCCAGAGACCUUAGAGAAGGCUCAUUUUCAGGUGGAGAUGCGUGGGGUUUGGGGCUCUGAGGUCGGCCUGGUUUUCUACCUACAUGGUUGAGAGGCAUAGAGGGCAGGGGAGCAUGCUCUCGGAUUGUCCUAGUUUUCUAGAAGGUUCUCAGUCACAUUUACUGUAUUUUAUAUCCUGCCUUUUUCA